Molecule: messenger RNA, 1938 nt
Organism: Pochonia chlamydosporia 170
Lineage: Eukaryota; Fungi; Ascomycota; Sordariomycetes; Hypocreales; Clavicipitaceae
Product: kinetoplast-associated protein KAP
Exons: 4
Coding region: 1-1938 (645 amino acids)
Source: RefSeq, a predicted model, not a curated record
AUGCCGCUCGUCAGACGACAAAAUAUUGUCUACCACCAGGGCGGCGAGAGUUCUCGCUCUACUUCUUAUCACAGCGAGGAGGAAUCCACUCAACACGACGCCGAAUACUCGGUAGCCGACGACGAGGAAGAGUGGUACGACGAGGACGAGGACGAAGACGACGAAGACGGUCUUCAUCCUUCUGAUUCAGCUUCAGCUAGUAACGAGUUCCCGCCUUCGCGCCCCCGCGCCGCUGCUAGAACACCGCGCCGCCACCGAGUAACUCGACCACCUGUUCAAGACUAUCCUCCGGUGCCCUCGCACGCACCGAUACCUCCGCCCAGCGUGGAUCCAACAGAGGAUUUCGGCCAUUACGGCCAUGGCUAUCACCACGCUCCCCGUGGUGGUUACUACGGCGGACGCGGCCAACACCCCGGCUACCAGCAACAGCAGGGCCCUUAUAUGGGCGGAUAUCCAGGCGGAAACCAAAUGGUUCCAUACGGUGGCUAUGGCCCGAAUCCAUUCACGCCUAUGAGCAACAGCUCUAGUGGUGCCAGUUACUUUGGGGGUGAACCAAGACACAUGUACGACAUGAUGCCGUAUCAACAACCGGCAUAUUUUCCUGGACCGCAGUAUAACUUGCCUGCCCAUCUUCAACAAUUCCAUCUGGCCCCUCCGCCACCUCCGGCCACAGAGGCUCCUGCACAACCACCGACGCCUGCAGCCAAGGAGCCGCCUCCGGACCUGGAAAAGAUAAAACUUGAGGCACAAGUCGCUGCAUUCAAAGCUCAAGAGGAGAAAGCAAAGGCAGCUGAAGAACAGCGAGAACGCGAGGCUCAGAUUCGCAAGGAGGCUGAAGAUGCAUUCCAACGGCGGAUGGAGGAUAUGAGAAAGGCGCAAGAGGAAGCUCAGAAGGAGAUUGCGCGUGCCAGAGCAGAGGCGGAGCAGAAAGCACGGGAAAGAAUUGAAGCCGAGCGGAAGGCUGAGGAAGAACGGCAGAAAGCACAUGCCGAGGCAAUGAAGAGAGCUGAGGAGAAUGCAAGAAUCAAAUUCGAAAAUGAGCUCAAAGCCGCCGAAGCUCAAAGAAAGAAGGAAGCAGAGGACCGUGCUAGGGCCGAGGAGGCCGCCAAGGCUCGCGUUGAGGCUGCUAUCAAGGCUGAGGCUGCAGCGAAAGCAGCCGCAGAGCAGAAGGUCGCUGAAGAAGCAGAGAGACUCAAGUUGGCGCAAGAAGAGGCGAAGCGCAAGGCAGAAAUUGAGACUCUGAAGAGAAUCGACGAAGAGAACGAGAAGGCAAAGAAAGCCGCGGAGGCUGCAGCCGCUGCCAAGGCAGAGCAAGAGGCUCUGAAGAAACGCAUUGAAGAGGAAGCAAAGGCAAGCUUUCAAGCUGAUUUGAAGAAGAACGAGAAAGCUCCAAUCAGGUUCAAAGACGCAGUUGGUAGGAAGUUUAGCUUCCCCUUUCAUCUCUGCGCCACAUGGCAGGGCAUGGAAGAACUUAUCAAGCAAGCCUUUCAGCAAGUUGAUGUGCUUGGGCCUCAUGUCCAACAAGGCCGUUAUGAUCUGACCGGCCCGAAUGGAGAAAUAAUUCUACCUACCGUUUGGGACAAGGUCGUUCAACCAGACUGGAAUAUCACGAUGACUAUGUGGCCAAUGGAACAAAGACCCCAAGUACCAAAGAUUCCAGGGAUUAUCCCGGGCAUGGCCAGACGACAUGGCCCCGGACCAAUUCCGGUACCACCCAUGGUGCCUCCCUCACAGCGGCGUCCAGGCAUGCCGGCUGGUGCUGGGGUAGUACCACCACCUGGUUGGCCGACCGGCCGACGUGGCCCUAUACCAGCGGGAGUUGAUGUUGUGGAUGUUGCACCAGGGCCGGGAGCAUCCAGGUCUUCGAAACAUCACAAGUCGAAACGAGAUCCAUUGCUCGGAUUUUUGGCCGGCAAACCAACCAAAAAGAAGAAAUGA